AUGUCUAAUGAAUCAUCAGCAGAGACCAAGCUUUGGCGUCAGUUCAUCUACAGACUCAUGAUGUUUGACAGCAAUGUGAGAUAUCUGUGUGAUAAAACUGUUCAGGACAAAACAACGGUGGCUAAUGAAAAUGACUCAGUUGGUUGUGAUGAUAACGAUGAUGACUUCUACAAUUUUGGAAAUGUUCAUAAUGAAACUGGUCAUGUAACUGAUAACAAUGAACACAUUCACCCCAUGGACAUUUUCAUGGCCGUUUUCCACUGUUCUGAUGAUAUAGCACGACAGUGCAUUUUUACCAAACUCUCCACAUGUCAGUUUGCUCUACCUCUACUUGUGCCAGACUUGUGUACUGAGGAAAUAGAAAUUCCAUUGUCAGCCCUUCAGCAGAUUAAAAAGACAUUGAAAACAAAGCAUGAGUCUGAUGGAAAGAGUGUUGAAAGAUAUAUGAGUCGUUUCAUAUUCAGUGCAAAAGUACCAACUGUAUCCUUCAUAAGACUGGGGACAUCUUCAAAUUCAAAGUCUCAAAUCAUGAAUAACAUCAUCAGCAAGAAGAGACAUCCUGUUUUUUUCAGUCGACACUGCAGUGGAAGCACAACAAACAGACCACUUCUGGAUGGAGUGGCAGAGAUUUUCUGGUACUGCCCAGGGGGAAGGAAAGAUGAUAUUUUUGAGACAUGUGUGGCUUUCAUCAAUCUCCAUGGAAACGCUCAGAUGUAUCCCAAUCAGCUAGCCUUCAUACAGGACAUAAGCACUGUCAUUGUGCUUUUGCUCUCAGAGAACGAACUGGAGAUGGAGGAGAAGAAAGUGGUAAAACAUCUACAGAAGUCAAAUGUUCUUUCUGAUCUGAAUGAUCAAUAUCACAAAACAUGGACUGAAAUCAGACAAAAUACAACAACUAAAGAUAAAGAAAGGGGAAUAAAACUUCAAAACAUCCUCAAAGAGAUAACUGAGAACAUCAAGCAUGCCACAUUUAAUGUGCAACACAUCCUGAGAGAAAUAGCACAGUUAUAUGAAGUUCUCCAGCCCAUGGGAGAAGAAAAGAUGAUACAUGGCAUUGACAUUAACAGGUUCCCUGAAAUUGGGGCUGAAAUGCUGUUGUCAGGAUACCCAUUAGAACUAAUGGAUGGAGAUGUGAAUCAUAUUCCUCUGGAGUGGAUCAGUGCUGUCUUUGACAAACUUAUUUGCAAACUUGGGGACAAAAAAGUGUUUGUCCUUGCUGUUCUCGGACUACAAAGUUCUGGAAAGUCUACACUCCUGAAUACAAUGUUUGGAUUUCAGUUGGCAGUAAGUGCAGGGCGUUGUACAACGGGUGCAGUAAUGCAGCUAGUCCCUGUUGAAGAAAAACUGAGAGAACAGCUGCAUUUUGAUUUUGUGUUAGUGUUGGACACAGAGGGCCUGAGAUCAACUGAAAUGAACCAGAGCUCCACCCUAUGCCAUGAUAAUGAAUUGGCAACCUUUGUAGUUGGUUUAGGGGAUGUUACGCUUAUCAACAUCAUGGGGGAAAAUCCUUCUGAAAUUCUGGAUAUUCUUCAAAUAUGCUUUCAGGCAUUUUUGAGGAUGACAUCUGUAGAAGUCAAACCAAGAUGCUUUUUUGUUCAUCAGAAUGUUUCAGAAACAACUGCAGCGGACAAGAACCAAGAGGGGAGAAGACAGUUGAUAGCAAAACUUGAUGAAAUCUCCAGAGUAGUAGCUGAGGCAGAGGACAGAGAAGUCAGUGGUUUCAGUGAUAUAAUACAGUUUGAUGUUGAAACUCAAGUGUUUUACAUUAAAAAUUUCUUUGAAGGAGAUCCACCAAUGGCUCCGCCUAAUCCGUCUUACAGUCAAAAUGUUCAGGAGCUGAAAACCAAACUCUUGAAUGUUGCCAAAUGGCAGUCAAAGUGGAAGCCCCCCACCCUGUCAGAAUUUAGACAGAGACUCCAGGAUUUGUGGACUGCACUGAUGGAAGAGAACUUUGUCUUUCACUUCCGAAAUUCUCUGCAUGUUAUGGUGUACAGUAAAUUGGAGGAUCAGUAUGGGGAGUGGUCAUGGACACUAAGAAAGCAUGCGUUGGAGACACAGAACAGUCUGCAUUACAAAAUUUGCAGUGGUGAGAUUGGUGAUACACAGAUGAAGCAGAUGGGAGAGGAGAUUCAAAACAGUAUAGGUGGCGUCUACCGAGAAGUCAAAGAAGACAGUGACAAGUAUUUUACAGAAGAAAAACAUCCUGAAAUUCUUAUUCAGUGGAAAGAUAAUGUUGAGAAAAGGCUUGAGGGACUGAAACAUGAACUAAUAGAGGAAGCACACACAAAAAGUUGUGCCUUACUGAAAAGUAAAAAAUGCCGAUUGGAGUUGGACAGAAAGAGAGAAGAAUAUGUGUCAGAUCUUCUUCAAAAAAGCAAAAAUCUGGCAGCUAACUUAAAGGGAAAACAACAGAAUGAUGAGGAGCUUAGGGAAGAGUUCAACAAACUAUGGACAACAUGGGCCAUAGAAGUGUCCUCAAAGGAGCCAAAAGCAGAACCUGUUAAUAUGCAAGGAAUCACUGAAAAAAUCUUGCAAGAACAAUUCAAGAAAUAUUGGGACAGAAUAAUUCAGCAUGAUUUCCAAUUUAACGUGAAAGACCACAUUAGGACUGGUUUGAAAGACACUGUCGGAUUUUGGGCAGGUUGGAAUUGCGAUAAACUAUUAGAGAUUGGAAAAAAAACCACUCAAGAAGUACAUGAGGCUGUGAACAAAAUACUCAUAGAGAGAGAGAGGGAGGGGUUUGAUGUAAAUGAUUCUUUUAUUCAUCGUUUACUGAAAAAAAUUGAGAGUGUUAUUAAUUCCUUGGAGACAGAGUGUGAAAUAAAAUUCAAAGGGCUAUACAAAGCUCAGGUGUCCUUUGAUGCUUGCAGCAAAGCAGUGAAGAGUCUAAAAUCACUCAGUGAAAAUUUCAAGAAAUCAAAUGAUCCACUCACUUACUUCAAUAGUCAACAGGAUGGCUACUUCAAGAUGUUCAGAAACUUCUGUAAUGAAGCAGCAUCAGUUAAGAUCUUUGCUGAUUUCCUUGGUAACCAUGUCAAGUCAGUACUGACAGAAGCUGUUAUUGACAAGGUCAGCAUUGGUAUAGUGCACGACAUGAAAUCGAACCACUCUGCAUUUAGUGGGAACAGGUCAAAUUUGGAGAACCACAUUUUGAAAUAUCUUGCAGAGAAAGAAAAUUUUGAUAUGUUUCGGGACUAUAUUUUGGAGCCGGAAUGUUUUUUCAAAGACUUCAUCACUGAACAUGUUCAGGAAUACCUCAGAAACAGAACAAAAGUAGAGUAUCUGUUCAAUUCAGAGUGGUCAUUGCUGGCAGAGCUAAUUUUGAGAGAAUGUAGCUCCGUAUCAACAAAGAUUGCUGAGAAUCAAGGAAAUGCCUCUAUGUGGCUUGAUGAAUUCUGUGCAAGACUUUGUAAACAUAUACCUAUUUCAAGGAAGGAUUUAAAGAACAUUGAGAAGGAAGACAUCAGUGAUACUGAGUUUCUGAAGAAGUCCAUUGAAGAAUCAUUCAGAGAAAUCACCAAUAAAGAAAGUAUUAAAAAUAUCUUUGACCAGAUUUUCAAAGCUGGACCAAUUUUCUUUAAGUUUAGGAACAGGCCAGAUGACAUAUUGUUCAAACAGAUGAGUGGAUGCUGGGAGCAGUGUCCAUUCUGCAAGGCUGUAUGCACCAACACUAUCCCCAACCAUGACUCUGAUCACAGUGUUCAGAUGCAUCGCUGUCAGGCCCUUGGUGGUCUAUUUCAUGAGUUCUCACAACUGUUCAAAUUUUCAGAACAGUUUUAUUUGCAGUUUUGUACUGAAAUGAAAGUUAAUGACGAAUUCAAACCUCCAGGCUCUAAUAAGUGGAUUCCAUUUAGUGACUACAGAGAGGCUGGACCCCCAUAUAACAGAUGGAACAUCACACCAGAUGGCAGUGAGCAGCACUACUGGAAGUGGUUCAUCUGCACUUUUCAGUCACAACUUGAGGACCUCUAUCAAUUAAAAUUUGAAGGGUCAGGUGAAAUUCCAAAGGGGUGGAGACACAUUACAAAGCAAGAUGCAUUGAGACAGCUGAAUAUACAGUGA
Messenger RNA from Chanos chanos (milkfish), 4062 nucleotides. RefSeq names its product interferon-induced very large GTPase 1-like. The coding region runs from base 1 to 4062 and encodes 1353 amino acids. Lineage: Eukaryota; Metazoa; Chordata; Actinopteri; Gonorynchiformes; Chanidae. Gene Ontology annotation, molecular function: GTPase activity; GTP binding. The record is from RefSeq and is a predicted model, not a curated record. The transcript has 2 exons.